GGAGGAAUGAAGGAAGGAAGAGCAAGCACAGAGGAAGGAAGGGAAGGAGGGAGGGCAGAGAAAGCGGCUCCUAUAGAGCCAAUGCAGAGGGCUGCUGGCACCCAGGGGGAGGUUAAAUCACCUGCUUUUUCUCUAUAGAUGAAGCCAUUGACCCACUUAGCUUAAUCCUUAGCCAAAAAGUGUGUGAGGCAGGUUGAGAUGUGCCUGACUCUUCCUUCUGUAAUGGGCUUAGCUGGUGGCAGGUAGGAAACAGAUGGUUGGGAAAGGUCUUGUUCCUAGGGCUUCCAGUCAGGCCUCCCAGUCAGGCCUCAAGGGUGUCUGGCUGGUCCUCAGCUUUCCAGGGAGCUCUGGGGGGCAGGAGUGGGAGUCAGAUGGAAGCCUAAGAAUGGCCUAAGCCGCCCAGUGAGCAACCCCACUCAGGCCGGGGAAGGAGCUGAGCCCGCACAGCACCGAGGGGAGGGGACCCAGCUGGGAGCCUGGAGGCUGAGAGCCCCUUCCGCUCCCACCCUGAGGGUCCCCCUGAGGAGUCACCCACCCUCUGGCCCCCAGCUCUUCCUGAGAGGUAACCACCAGGCUCUGCCCCUGCAGCACUCCCCCUCCACGCCCAGAUGCCAGAGUUGCUUCUUCCGGCACAGUGAUGGAGAAGUGGCCGGGCAGGCCCUGGCUGUGUCUGGCGCUGCUUCUGUCUCUGCCUCAGCUCUGCCUGGACCAGGAGGUCUUGUCUGGACACGCUCUUCAGACAACCCCAGAGGAGGGCUGGGUCCCUGAUGGUGUCUGGGGACCUUGGGACCAGUGGGGCCCUUGCUCCCAGCCCUGCGGGGUGGGGGUGCAGCGCAGAAGCCGGACUUGUCGACUCCCCCCGGGCCUGGCCCUGCCUCCCAGGCCCCCACGACACCCAGAAGCCCCCCAUCCCCACGGUCAGAGCCCCAGACCUCAGUCUUCCCGAGACAGGACACAGCCUUGGGGAAGGGGCAGCCCACUUCGGGGUCCUGCUUCCCAAGUGGGGAGAGAGGAGCCCCAGGAGGCCCUCAGGUCCUGGGUUCGAGAGCCCAUCAAGCCAGGCAUGUUCGGUUACGGGAGGGUGCCCUUCGCCUUGCCGCUGCAUCGGAGCCGCAGGCACUCCGGGAUCUCACCCAGGCCUGAGUCCUCCCUGGCCUCUGCUACGGUGGACAGGCCCCUUCCCUCCCUGACCCCGGGAGCAGAGCUGCUCAGCCCCCAAACUCAGCUCCUCCCUGCAGAGCCCGCUGCCCACACCUCAUGGCCCCCCGCAGAGCCUACCAGGCCCCAAACUGCUCAGACAGGGGUGCCCCCCAGAACCAGUCCUGUCCCCACACAGCCCCACCUGGGAGCCCAGGCCUCUGGCGCGGGGCCCCCCUCUCGAACCUCCUCCUCCAGAGAAAGUGGCUCCUUCCUUGCGUCCCCUCAGCCGAGAAAGCCUAACUCCCAGCGUCUAGCCAGGCCCCAGGUAGCAGGCAGGCGCCCCGAUCCUUUGCCUUCUGACCCUUGGGGCCUCGGUCAGCAGAGCCGGGGGCACUGGUGGCCUGGGGGGAGUCCUCGCGUGUCCUUCUCAGAGCCUGCCAGUCACCAUCUAGACGGCUGGCUGCCCCUGCUGUGGGGUGGGCCCCAGCCCGGCUCCCUCUGGAGCCUCUUUGCCCCCAGAGACCCUGUCCCAAGAUGUGCUGGGGAGAGAGAGCAGCUCCGAGCCUGCAGCCAGGUGCCCUGCCCCCCUGAGCAGCCAGACCCCCGGGCCCUGCAGUGUGCAGCCUUCGACUCCCAGGAGUUCAUGGGCCAGCUGUACCAGUGGGAGCCCUUCACCGAAGUUCAGGGCUCCCAGCGCUGUGAGCUGAACUGCCGUCCUCGUGGCUUCCGCUUCUAUGUCCGGCACACUGAGAAGGUCCAGGAUGGGGCUCCGUGUCAGCCUGGAGCCUUGGACAUCUGCGUGGCUGGACGCUGCCUGAGCCCCGGCUGUGACGGGAUCCUUGGCUCUGGCAGGCGUCCAGAUGGCUGUGGCGUUUGUGGGGGUGACGAGUCUACCUGUCGCCUCAUUUCCGGGAACCUCACUGACCCGGGUGGUCCCCUGGGCUACCAGAAGAUCCUGCAGAUUCCGGCUGGAGCCUCCCAGCUCCAGAUCACCCAGCUGCGGCCCAGCUCCAACUACCUGGCACUCCGAGGCCCAGGGGGCCGCUCCAUCAUCAAUGGGAACUGGGCCGUGGAUCCACCGGGCUCCUACGCAGCCAGCGGGACUGUCUUCCUGUACAGCCGUCCUCCUCGGGAGGAGGGCAGGGGGGAGAGUCUGGCAGCCGAGGGGCCCACGACCCAGCCUGUGGACGUCUAUAUGAUCUUUCAGGAGGACAACCCAGGUGUUUCUUACCAGUAUGUCAUCUCCUCACCUCCUCCAGUCCCCCAGAGCCCCGCUACAGAGCCCCCUGUGCCCCAACUGCAGCCUGAGACGCUGCGGGGCGGGUCCCCACUCCCCUCGGCGCCCCGCCCAGCCCGGACCCCAGGCACCCUGCAGCGACAGGUGCGGAUCCCCCAGAUGCCUGCCCCAACCCAUCCCAGGGCCCUCCUGAGGUCUCCAGCUGGAUACUGGAAGCGAGUAGGAUACUCAGAGUGCUCAGCAUCCUGUGGAAGAGGCAUCUGGCGCCCCGUUUUCCUCUGCAUUUCUCGUGAGUCAGGAGAGGAACUGGACGAACACAGCUGUGCCAUGGGUGCCAGGCCCCCAGCCUCCCCUGAGCCCUGCCACGGCCCACCGUGCCCUCCACACUGGGAGCCCGGUGAGUGGACAGCCUGCAGCCGCUCCUGUGGGCCCGGCACCCAGCACCGCCAGCUGCACUGCCGGCAGGAGUUUGGUGGGGGAGGCUCCUCAGUGGCCCCAGAGCGCUGCGCACACCUCCCUCGGCCCAACACCACCCAGCACUGCCAGCUGCUCCUCUGCGGCCACUGGGAGGUGGGCUCGCCCUGGAGCCAGUGCUCAGCCCAGUGUGGGACGGGAAUCCAGCGGCGCUCAGUGGUCUGCCUUGGGAGCAGGGAGACCCACAGGCUGGGCCAGGAGGAUGAGGGAGCAGGAACCAGGGAGCAGAGCUGCCCGCCAGGAAGCCGCCCUCCCGACAUGCGUGCCUGCAGCUUGGGGCCCUGCGAGAGGACGUGGUGCUGGUACACAGGGCCCUGGGGUGAGUGCUCCUCGGAGUGUGGCUCCGGCACACAGCAUAGAGACGUCAUCUGUGUGUCCAAACUGGGGACUGAGUUCACUGUGACUCCUCCCAGCAACUGUUCCCACCUGGCCAGGCCGCCCACCGUGCAGCCCUGUCAGGGCCAGGCCUGCCAGGAUCAAUGGUUUUCCACAGCCUGGAGUCCGACGAUAGGUGCAAGGACAGCUCUCCACACUGCCCCCUGGUGGUCCAGGCCCGGCUCUGCGUCUACCCCUACUACACAGCCACCUGCUGCCGCUCUUGCGCCCGCGUCCUGGAGCGCUCCCCGCUGGAGCCCGCCUGAAAUGGGGCCCGGAGGCCUCUCCUCCCGGUUCUCUCGAUCAGCCCAUGCGGUGCCCCUGGCUCUCCAGCCUGUCCCAUUAUACCUGGGAUACCCUCCAGGGCGACUGAAGGUGGAGGCCACAGACGGCGGCUGUCCGGAUGUGUGGCAGGGUCUGCGUUUGUGGUGUGAUGUGUGUGCACCUGCGCCCCGUGUGUGCCCUCAGAUUGGGGUAUCACUUCCCAAAGAGAAGUCACAGGGGCGGAAAGGAGUGGGGGAGCAGACAGUACUUGUUUCCCCGAGACUUUUCUAGGCUGAGAGGAAAGGAAGUUUGCAGCUCCUCACUAAUCUGAGCUACUUAGAAUGUGGUCUCCUCAGCAAUGGCAAUUUUGCACCCUAAACCUGAUUUCUCAUAUUCAGGCCUCACAUUUUCUAAACCACUCUUUUGGACCGGGAGUGUAGCUCAGUGGUAGGCUGCUGGCCAGGAAUGCACCAAGCCCUGGGUUUGAUCCCCAGCACACCCCCCCCCAGCCACCCUUUUGGCUCUGACCCCCUCACUCCGUGCCCAUCUCCAUCCUGGCCUCCCUGAUUGGCGAGGGAGAGGGUCAGCCGUAGCCAGUCCUACCCCCAGGCCAGAGCAGGGACCAUCUGAACCAAGGGUGGAGACAUGUUAGAAGACACCCCGCCCCUGCCCCCACUUCCCAUCUCCUUAAAUGGCUCCCGCCCCAGAAGUAAUUUAUUUUUUAUUAAAGUUGAUUAUGACAAAUGA
This is a messenger RNA of Heterocephalus glaber (naked mole-rat), 4237 nucleotides long. The record is from RefSeq and is a predicted model, not a curated record. Lineage: Eukaryota; Metazoa; Chordata; Mammalia; Rodentia; Bathyergidae.